UAAAACUCAGUUUGCUGCAUCUUGUUUGUUCGUCUUUUCCUUGUGUAAAUAACAUGAUGGUGUUAUUUGAGUUCAUUCAGGAAAUGGCAAAUGCGUGAUUAAGCUCGUGUGUCCUCAGCGCUGUCUCGUUACCAUGGUGACGCGUGACAGAAGCGUGGCGUGGCCGUGGAGAGAGAAGCGGCCCACUUCCGUGGAAAACACGAGCCUGUCUGAUCUUUAUUAAACCCAAAAUAACAUCAGGAGGAAGCUUCGUGUGAGACGCACGUCCUGCUGUGUGUUUGUGUUGUUGUAAGUGCUGAUGGCCGACGACAAAAAGCAGCUCUUACCACCAACAAACAAGAAGAAAAAGAGAAAAAGAAAGAAAACCGCUGCUUCCGCCGCUCCCCAAAAAACACAAGAGAAACUGAAGCUUCCUGAGACCUCACAGGCAGCUUCACUUUCGUCAAAAUAUCAACCUGAAGACUCCCCAGACCAACUCCAAGGUAAAAGUAGAAAAGACAGCGAAUGGCCUGGUGGAGGUGGAAUAAGGAACACAGGACAUCCACAGGAUCCACUUCUCCUGCUGACAAUGAGAAACAAAGCCAACAACAGUGGAGAGCUGGCUGCAUGGGAGCAUGUGGAGGAAGAGCUCGGGGCUGAGGCCAGGGAGAGCCUGAGGUGGGAGGGAGUGCUAGCAGACCGUCAUGCUGAGGAAAAGAGGCUGGAGCUGUACAGGGCCAAGAGACGACAGCGUUACAUCGCACACAGAGAAGCUGAAGCCCGGGCUGUCAAACUUUCCUGAAGAGGACAAAGACAUGAAUGGUUGUCUGACCCACACUAUGAGGAGUGUGUGUCAGUGCUAAAUCUAAUCAGCAACUAUGUGAUACUAGUACUUAUGACAGACUUGUAAACAACGGUUGCUAACAGUAGAACACCUUUAGAAAUUUACUGUGGACAGAUAUGUGUCUGUACUCCCAAGACUGUCACCACCAUCACACCUCUGUGUUCACAUGAUGACAGUCACGUCAGUGGAAUGACAUGUGGCAGCGCUUGCUGGUUCCAGUAAAUAAGUUUUCAAACAGGUAUUCCUGAAAUAGACCCCCUUUAUUUACGAAAUCAAGGAGA
This is a messenger RNA of Thalassophryne amazonica, 1104 nucleotides long. RefSeq names its product protein LIAT1-like. Bases 299 to 781 code for a protein of 160 amino acids. Lineage: Eukaryota; Metazoa; Chordata; Actinopteri; Batrachoidiformes; Batrachoididae. Gene Ontology annotation, biological process: protein arginylation. The record is from RefSeq and is a predicted model, not a curated record. The transcript is spliced from 2 exons.